AUGAAACUCCCGCUACUUCUGGCUCUUCUCUUUGGGACAGUUUCGGCAUUUCAUCUGAGGACUGAAAUGUCCAACGUUGAGAGCCCCUUGGGAGAUGACACCCUGCCUCAGGUUGGGGAGAUGCCAGAACAUGAGGCAAAGGAGGCCCCUUUGGAGGAGCUGAUGCUGCUGGAGAAAGAGGAAGAGAGGGGCUCUGGAGGUGAAGAUGCCCCAAGGGAAGAGGGGACUGUUGAGUCCAUCUCAGCCUUGGAGGAGGUGGGCAAGGACUUUCAGUGCCCCAAGGAAGAAGACACAGUAAAAGUGGAGGGCAUCUCUGGGUGCAAAACCUGUCGCUUCCUCCUGGUGACGACAGCCUUGAAUUUUAACAGUGCUCAGCUUACUUGCCAGAGAUGCUACCGAGGCAGACUCAUCUCCAUCCAUGACUUCAGACUUAAUAACCAGAUCCAGUGCCUAGCCAGACGGAUCAACCAGGGCCAAGUCUGGAUUGGAGGCCAGGUCACAGGCUAUGUAAGAGGGGUCCCAGUUCUAAGUGGGGAGCACCUCCUGACCCCAGCCAGUGCUCAGCUUGCUGCAGACUUGUCUGUGUUUCCCGUCUCUGAUCCCCUGAAGAACUGGGGAUAG
Molecule: messenger RNA, 621 nt
Organism: Camelus dromedarius (Arabian camel)
Lineage: Eukaryota; Metazoa; Chordata; Mammalia; Artiodactyla; Camelidae
Gene: PRG2
Product: proteoglycan 2, pro eosinophil major basic protein
Exons: 3
Coding region: 1-621 (206 amino acids)
Biological process (GO): immune response
Source: RefSeq, a predicted model, not a curated record